GAUGCCUGUGGUCCCGCACAUCUCUGCGCUCGGAGCAGCAGCAAAGAGCAGACUGGCUGGAGCAGGAUGCGCGCUCUCCACUCUAAUUGAUUCGUUUGUUUUUUUCUGUUAAUACCGAGCAUGGGUGGAUUUAUAGUUUUUAAGUUUGAAAUAUGACCGAACACGGGACCAGGCAAUGAAUAACACAACCGGCUUGGCAUUAGGAGAUGGUAGCCGGGAGGAUUUACCGGCGCUCCGAGCUUUGACCGGCUCCCUCCUGACGCUGCUUAUAAUUUGGACGCUUUUCGGCAAUUUAACGGUGUGCGCAGCCGUUUAUCGCUUCCGCCACUUGCGCGCCAAGGUAACCAACAUCUUCAUCGUGUCCCUGGCUCUAUCGGACCUCCUAGUCGCCGUGCUGGUGAUGCCGUGGAAAGCAGUGGCUGAGGUGGCUGGUUUCUGGCCGUUUGGAGGGUUCUGUAAGCCCUGGCUGGCCUGCGACAUCAUGUGCUCCACGGCCUCCAUCCUCAACCUGUGCCUCAUUAGCGUGGACCGAUACUGGGCCAUCUCCAGCCCUUUCCUUUACGAGAGGCGCAUGAACAAGAUGCUGGCCUCUGUGAUGAUCGCAGUGACCUGGACUGUGUCAGUGAUAAUCUCCUUUGUCCCCGUGCAGCUGGACUGGCACCGUGCGGAGAUAGGUGAUCCGGCUGGGGAGGCUUUUGCACUUAACGCUGAGGGUGUUCAUGGGAGAUGUGACUCCAGCCUGAGCCGGACUUACGCCAUCUCCUCCUCCCUCAUCAGCUUCUACAUCCCCGUGUUUAUUAUGAUUGUCACAUACACGCGCAUCUACCGGAUAGCCCAGCUGCAGAUCCGGAUGAUUUCCUCCCUAGAGCGUGCAGCGGAGCACGCACAGAGUUGUCACUUGGACGUACCCGAACUUUGUUCUCACCUGUGCACUGAAGUCGGUGCCAACUCAUAUCAGUCUCCUAUCAAUCACCAUCCUGAUGCUCAGCCCCCUAAUCGGUCUCACCGGGAGCUCAAAGUCUCCAUCAGAAAAGAGACAAAAGUCCUCAAAACUCUGAGCAUCAUCAUGGGGGUUUUUGUUUGCUGCUGGUUACCGUUUUUUAUCCUGAACUGCGCUCUGCCCUUCUGUCCCGGACCAGAGGAGCCUGUGGCGCUGCGGGGCCCUUACUGCGUCAGUGAGAAAACCUUCGACGUCUUCGUGUGGAUCGGCUGGAGCAAUUCGUCCCUUAACCCGGUCAUCUAUGCCUUUAACGCGGACUUCAGAGACGCCUUUUUUCGCCUGUUGCGCCUCCGCGGACAAGGCUGCUGCCCCAAGAUGAGCGCGGCGGUGGAGACGGUGAUGGCGAGCAACGAGGCCGGACACCUGAAGCCGGAGAGCCCGCUGAACAUGAACCAGGAAGUCUACUGUGCCGUGAAGACCAGGGGCAGCAAGGACAGCGGGAACACAACGGUGACCCUGUUAUAUCACAGAGGAACCACCUCUGAGCAGGUGAUGGACACUGUAGAAAGUAAAGACAACCACAGACUGACGCAGAUACCGAUAUAAGUGAAAUGAGCGGGGUCAGGGAGCAGGAACAAUAUGCAAAGAAGGAAGAUAGUGUGAACAUCCAACCCCUGCUGAAGUAGAUAAGAGACAUUGAAGCAAAGUAAAUUUACUCCUGGUCAUCCAAACAAACAUCCAUGUGAAACUAAAUAAACUAGACAAAAUUGUUUCAUAAUUAUUAUUUUUUUAAAUCCCCCAUUAUCCACAAUUUUACCAUGCAGAAACAGGUGAUGUAUGAGUAACCUCCUUUCGUCCGGUAGGCCUCUAUAGCAAAGCUUAGUUCACAUGGAGGAUGUUUACCCAACAGGCUUUGUAAAACGCAUUAUCACAUUUGUGAGCUUGCAACAAUUCAGUGUUACAUUUCAUUUCAGCGGAAGGACUGCUUCACAUUUACCUCAGCACAACAAACAGACAGGUUCCGAUCUGGGUAAAUAAAAUAAGGCCAUUAGCAUUUAAGAGACAAUUUAAAGAUACUUGUAAACUUAAACCAUUUGAAAUAGGUCACCCAUUUUGUUGGAAAAGCACUCCAGCUUGACCAGUGAAGAUGGUUAUUGUUGCAUUGUGGCUUCCAUUCAAGGCCUUUCCCCACCAUGUAAAGAAAGCUUUCAGAGGUCAGGAUUUAUCUGAAUCUGUAGAAAUGGGAUUAUGUAACGGACUCACAUUUGCACCCAUCAGCUGUGCAUCGUGUAUGGAUGCUGUGCACUCUGUUCCCCCCCUCUCCCCUGAAAGAAACAAACAUGAAUAAUUUGUAAAGGUUGUUCCUGUGAAAAAUGGCACAACCAGGGAGAACACACAGAAGCUUUUACACUGACGACCAUGCUGUGUGAUGAACUCUCUGCAGAUUAACAUCUGUUCAUUUUUGUUUAAUGAGACUUCCUUGUUAGUGCUGAAAAUGAAAGUGUGUGUUAGGAUUCAGCCUCAAUGAUUCACACGUGUUAAUGGAGCCGAGGGAAUUAUGAUUCUAUUCUGAGCUGCAAAUAUUUUGUUGGUUUAAAUGAAAUCACUUUCAUGUCCGUCCGUUAAAUAUGAUGUAAGCAAGCUCUGGUUAGUUUAUGGUUUAACACAAAUACUUUUUUUCUUUAAUGAGUACAAUUACCUAAGUAUAGUUUUACAGGGACUCACUGUAAUAAACUUGGCCAGUUAUCAGGACACCAACAGAGUUAACAUUACUCCCAACUAAGAAAUAUUAAAACACACUUCUGAGCUUCAGAGCUACUGCAAAGUGUUUUGGUUUCCUGUUGCCUUUGGACAGAGCAGGGCUAGCUCUUCCCCCUAAGCUCAACUGGCUCCAUAUUUAACGUCUAGCAUUACAAAUCUUCUUAACCUACUCUUUUCAAGUGAUAGAAUAACCCUAUUUCCCAAGAAUAUCAAACUAUCACUUUAAAGUACAGCACAUGGAUCAGUCACAUGUAUUAUCUCUUGCAUGCACCUGGGAUAACAUGUCUGUGUUUAUGACUACACAGGACUGAGAAAACAAAGAGAAGGUAUACACUGUAUUACUAUUUGCAGAGGGUUGUGAAGCCUUUAGGUAUUCCGGUUGUAAUGGGCUUUUAACCUACAUAGGACAUCCAACAGCUGUAGGCGCCUCCAUCUGUAUGUAUGAAUAGGUACCAUAUACUCAAGAGGAUUAAUAGGUCAAAUGCUUUUUUUUUUUUAAAUGUGUCUCGGAAUUACAGUUCAACAAGAGUUACUGAGUGAACAAGUCAAUACAGGUGUGACUGAAGUGCAGUUCAGAGAGAUGUGAGACGUUUCUCUGAAGAAUGUUAAGGUGAUUACAUAAUUAAGAUGGACUCUCUUAUGGCUCUCCUUGUUUCAUUCAUCCUCCAUAGCAUUAUUAUGUCACCCAAACAGGAGCUCACUUCAUCAAGGGGGGCUGUGUGUGUUCGCUUAGAGCAACUUUUAAUGGAUCACACCUGCCCACCUUGAAUGAGCCCUCAAGGCUGCAGGCAGGCCAGAGAGAAGAGAGAGAAAGAAAGAAAGACUACUUUACGUUUCAUCCUGCAAAGGUAUAGUAACUAUUGCUCUGAGGCCUCUCCAUAUGGGUUUUCAAAACAACAGUUUCUGAACGCUUUACUCAUACUCAAGACUUUGUAACCAGAACUGUGUAACAUAAAAACUAUUCUAGACUCUCCGUCGAAGAAACCAUCUGUCCAGUCAGCAAAUACCCAAAAAACAACAGAUUUACAUUCAAGUGACAAAGCCCUGAAGCAACUGUAGGAAUAUUGUGAUUUUGUCUGAAGCAGUUAUAGAGCCAUUACAUUUACAGUGGGAGGAGGAUUGGGUGAUUGGAAGGGUUGGCUCAACGAAACGUUAGGGACCAUUCUUGGUGUCUGGUUAAAUACAGACAGUCAACAUUUUGUGGCCGUUCCUUAAACCAUGGUAAAGAAGUUAUUUUUAACCGAACCGCGUAUUGUUAAUGUGCCUGAACCUAAUGGAACCUGACAUCCUGCUGAUAUUUGCGACAGAUCAGGAAGUGCUUGUACCCAGGGUUCGAGUUAUAAACUGAGCUCUAUGGGGGUCUUUGAAACUAACGCGCACACACACUCAAAC
Trematomus bernacchii (emerald rockcod) is the source of this 4093-nucleotide messenger RNA. RefSeq names its product D(1) dopamine receptor-like. Bases 176 to 1546 code for a protein of 456 amino acids. Gene Ontology annotation, molecular function: G protein-coupled receptor activity. The record is from RefSeq and is a predicted model, not a curated record. Gene Ontology annotation, biological process: adenylate cyclase-activating adrenergic receptor signaling pathway. Gene Ontology annotation, cellular component: membrane. The transcript has a single exon. NCBI's taxonomy places the organism in Eukaryota, Metazoa, Chordata, Actinopteri, Perciformes, Nototheniidae.